This is a messenger RNA of Argentina anserina (silverweed cinquefoil), 735 nucleotides long. RefSeq lists its product as uncharacterized. The coding region runs from base 365 to 616 and encodes 83 amino acids. The record is from RefSeq and is a predicted model, not a curated record. Lineage: Eukaryota; Viridiplantae; Streptophyta; Magnoliopsida; Rosales; Rosaceae. The transcript has 3 exons.
CAUCCCUCCUCUCCCUCUUCCUCUCACCGAAUCCUCUCUCUCUCUCUCUCUCUUCACACCCUUUUCCAAUCUCCAAGACCGGCAAUAGUCUCAGCGCCGCCUCUCUCAGACCGGACCUACUCAGAUGCCGCCGUGGUUCUCGACACCGUUAAUCCCAUAUCUCUUCCUCUCUCUUCCAGAUGCCUCUUCUCUGAUGAGGAUCGCCGCGAGAUAAUAGUCAAGCCAGAUGUGUCGCGGGGAUCGUAGAGAGCUCGGAAAAGUUCCUUGACCAAGGCAGGGGUGGUCAGAUUUGCUCACGACAAUCUCGCCUCCUCGAUGUGACCACGUAACCUCGACGAACCACCGACGCCGCCGAACAACCUCGAUGUCGACGACGCCCUUACUCUCUUUAUUUCUCCUCCAGCGAGGUGAUGGUGGUGGUGGCACUAUUGGAGAGAGUAGUAGCUUCAGUGUGAAGAACACUAGGCUUAGAAGGGCUAGGAGCUUUUCCAGUAUCUCUCAUUCAAAGGCUCAUUUCUGGGCAACUAUCUACCAAGGUUUGAAGCGGGUGGUUCCAUGGAAGAGUAGGAAAUCAAAUCAAGAUGGGAUUGUGAUGUAUGAAUUCUGGACAACGUAGUAUGUGUUCCAUGUUAUUAACUCAUAUCAACUGUUGUAGUGUUGUACAGAUGGUAAAAGUGGUAAAACAGUGUUAAAUUUUGGGAGGCGGUAAAAUGAUUAAUAGAGGUCCGUGAUUUA